Didymodactylos carnosus is the source of this 600-nucleotide messenger RNA. The record is from the annotation of a GenBank genome assembly. Lineage: Eukaryota; Metazoa; Rotifera; Eurotatoria; Philodinida; Philodinidae.
AUGAAUCAGCCUCGUAUGUUUUGUGUUAAAUUACAACUUCAUUUUGGUGGUGAUAUACAAGAAAUCAAUGUACCAGCGUAUAAUGGAGCAGAACCAACCGUAUUCGAUUUAAUGAAUACUAUUGAACGAGAUUUUCGUGUUCCAAAAGCGCUACAAACACUUGUAUUUUCCGGACAAGAUUUACAUCAAUAUCCAAAUGAACCAUUAAGCCGUUUUGGUAUUAAAAAUUUAGCAACAAUUCGAUUGGUUGGACGAAUAGCACCGCCUAAUAUGAUUAAUCAAAUUAAUGCCGAACUAGGUGGAGGAUAUAAUAGUAAUCCUUAUUAUCAACAAUCAUCAUAUGCACACAACAAUUAUCAACAGCAAGCACAAUCAUCGAAUGAUAACCACGGAUUAUAUACGAAUGAGCCAUUGACAAUGUCUAAAUAUUAUACUGAAGAACAAAAUAUACCUUAUUAUCAAGAACAAAAGAUGUACCAAGAUUCAACUAAUCAAAAACCAGCCACACCUAAAACGCCAAAUCCAUGGACACCAGCUCAAGGAGGACCAUCAAGGGCAACACAAGCUACACAAUAUGAUCCACCAACACAAGAUGAAUAA